Molecule: messenger RNA, 1917 nt
Organism: Carlito syrichta (Philippine tarsier)
Lineage: Eukaryota; Metazoa; Chordata; Mammalia; Primates; Tarsiidae
Gene: CFAP99
Product: cilia and flagella associated protein 99
Exons: 14
Coding region: 172-1869 (565 amino acids)
Source: RefSeq, a predicted model, not a curated record
UCCGGAUUUUCGCCGAGACGCUGGGCGACUGAGAGGGAAGGGGCGGACGCACUACGGCUGCCGGGACCGCUCGCUCCCUCCGGCCGAGGAAACUGCUACGGCGGCAGGUGGAGUCGCGGAGGAGGGUCCAGAGAGCCCGCGGAGCCGGCGGACAGGGUCCUUCCUGGGAAGAUGACCUACUAUGGAAAGUGCAUUGAAAUGGUAAUUGAGCAACUGGACAGAUUUAAGCCUGGGAAGGACAACCCUGAGCUGUUCCUGGAGGCUGCAUCUACCUCCCUGCAGGCUCUGAGCUCCCAGAAGCAGGCAUUCGUGUUGGAGGUACUAUCCGGGUGCCUUGAGUACCGCAAGUUACUGACCGUCGUGGUGGAUGCUUUCUACGUGCGGGAUGGCCGGCUCUGCCUGUGGGCUGACUACAACCGCUUCCAGGUGAUCUGCUACCUGGCCAUGUUCCUGCUGGAGGAGCUUGGCUUCCAGCUCUUUUGUAAUAUCAUCAAGUCUCAGCCUGCUGUGAAGAUGCACAAGUUCCUUGGGUUCUUUUUCAACCCCUUAAACCUGUGCUCGUGGAUCAAGGAUGAGUGGAGCCUCAUCUACGAGACAGCCCACGUGAAGGAGAACUGGAUCGACCCGCUGAUGAGGUGGCAGCCAGAGGUCCAGGAGCUGAUCAACCAACUGGAAGGAGUGUCAGCCAGUCAAACCUCUCUUUCAAAGACCAAGGCCAAGGUCACAGAGCCUAAGGAAUUCAACCUGACUGCCCCUAGGCCCCGUGCCAUUCCAGUGCCUGAGCCAGUUCCCGUUGUAGCCAAGCCAAGACCAGUCCCUCAGAGCACCUACCAGCUGCCCAAGGAACAGCAGCUGCUGGAGAUGGUUAAGAGAUAUAAUCGCCGAAAGGCUGAGGAGCUGCUGCUGCAGGCAAACAUGGAAGAACUGCGGUGCGCCAUGCCCAGGUCUCGUGGGGAGCCGCCAGUGCAGGACUCCCAGAAGAAGCCACGGCUCCGAUUCCCACCCCGAAUCCAAAAGACUCCGAAGCUGACCCUCUACAAGCCUGACAACAUUCCAGUCAAGUUGAACACCGCAGCCAUCCUGCGAGAAGGGGCCUUGUACCAGCGGCAGGUGGAGAAAGAGCUGCAGAGGGUUGAUAAGCUUGUGGAUGGAGCUGGGGACUUCUCUGAGUUCCUCGAGUGGCAGAAGAAGAUGCUGGCAAAGGACCGGGAGGAGCAGGCGGCGGCGGACGAAUGCCGACGGCUGCAGGGGAAACUCAGCCACGAGGAGGCCGUCCUGGCCCGGCAGCAGCUCAUGUGGGAGAACAGGCAGAAGGCUGAGCAGCAGAAGGAGGAGACAGCUGAGCUGAUGCUGCAGUGUGCUGAGAGGCGUCUCCAGGAGGACAGGUCCAGGAAAGAGCUGGUGGAGCAGGUGAUGGAGGGACAGAAGAACGUCAAGGUGGCUCAGACGAAGCUUGUGAAAGGCCGACGGCAGAUAGUUCAGGAGGUGAUAGAGGAGAGCCGGGAGCUGCUGCAACGCAGCGCUGAGGCCACCAAGGAGGAACAGAGGCGGCGCUGUGAACUUGUCUCCCAGCUGCGCGCACUGGAGGCCCUGCCCACGCGCAAGGGCAAGCUUGUGGACCUGACCCAGAUUCCCGGCUAUGGCCUGGAAGGAGAGAUGUCCGUCGUGGAGCUGCGUGAGCGGCUGGCCCUGCUCAAAGAGACCCAGCAGCGCGAGGAGGAGGAAAAGCGGGAUCAAAUCAUCCAGGGCAAACGUGCCAAGAGCCAGGAGCUGCAGAACACGGUGGAGCAGAUCUCUCUGUGCCGUGCAGCCAUGGGGAGAUCCGCGGCCCUAAGGUCGGUUUCAGGCCGAGGGAGGGUAGCUCUGUAGGCAAGGAGUAGCAGCCUUGCCUUUGCACCUUCCUGGGUGGGUUUCCUU